Cygnus olor (mute swan) is the source of this 5127-nucleotide messenger RNA. RefSeq names its product par-6 family cell polarity regulator beta (gene PARD6B). Gene Ontology annotation, molecular function: protein kinase C binding. The transcript is spliced from 3 exons. Lineage: Eukaryota; Metazoa; Chordata; Aves; Anseriformes; Anatidae. The coding region runs from base 185 to 1300 and encodes 371 amino acids. The record is from RefSeq and is a predicted model, not a curated record. Gene Ontology annotation, biological process: establishment or maintenance of cell polarity; regulation of cellular localization; centrosome cycle. Gene Ontology annotation, cellular component: nucleus; cell cortex; apical plasma membrane.
GCCCCGGCCCCGCUGUGAGGGCGGCGGGAGGCGGCGGGCGGAGGGCGCCGGGGGCGGGCGGCUUUGGGCCUCGCUCCCCGCCUCGAUCCCUCCCUUGUCGUCUCGAUCCCUUCCCCAGCGCUCCUAGGAGGCUCCCCGGAGCCGAGUAAGGGGACGAGGCUGAGGUGCGGCCCCUCCCGGCGGCAUGAACCGGCCUUACCGCGGGGCCGCGGGCAGCCGGGGCCUGGGCACGAUGGAGGUGAAGAGCAAGUUUGGAGCAGAGUUUCGACGGUUUUCUCUGGAGAGGUCCAAACCUGGGAAGUUUGAGGAGUUCUAUGGAUUACUGCAGCACGUGCACAAGAUACCCAAUGUUGAUGUUCUAGUGGGAUAUACAGACGUUCACGGAGACCUGCUGCCUAUCAAUAAUGACGACAACUAUCAUAAAGCAGUUUCCACAGCCAAUCCUCUGCUCAGGAUUUUCAUUCAGAGAAAAGAAGAUGCAGACUACAGUGCCUUUGGUACCGAUACUAUGACAAGGAAGAAAAAUGUCUUAUCAAAUGUGUUACGUCCGGAUAAUCACAAGAAGAAACCACACAUUGUCAUUAGCAUGCCGCAAGACUUCAGACCGGUGUCUUCUAUUAUAGACGUAGAUAUUCUUCCAGAAACCCAUCGCAGGGUACGGCUUUACAAGUACGGAACUGACAAACCCCUGGGAUUCUAUAUACGAGAUGGCUCUAGUGUCAGAGUAACGCCCCAUGGAUUAGAGAAAGUUCCGGGGAUUUUCAUAUCCAGGCUUGUCCCUGGAGGUCUGGCGCAAAGCACAGGCUUGCUGGCUGUCAAUGAUGAAGUACUGGAGGUGAAUGGAAUAGAAGUUUCAGGAAAAAGCCUUGAUCAGGUUACAGACAUGAUGAUUGCAAACAGCCGUAAUUUGAUCAUUACAGUAAGACCAGCAAACCAGAGAAAUAACGUUGUGAGGAACAGUCGGACUUCUGGCAGCUCUGGUCAGUCUACUGAAUCUAGCCUUCCAAGUAGCACACCAAAUAUUUUAGCAAAUUUCUUGCAAGGAGAAGAAGAGAGCGAUGAAGAGGACAUUGUUAUUGAAGACAGUGGUGAGCCACAGCAGAUUCCAAAAGCUGCACCUACCAACGAAAGCAUAGAAUCGUUGACGCAAAUUGAACUCCUUCAUGAGUCAACACAAAACGGCUUCCUUCCUUCCAGAGAGAUGAACUUGAAUCAUUCAGCAGGCAGCAUUAGCAUGGAAUAUGAAGUACAAGAUCCAGAUCAUAAAUCAUUAGAAGAUGGAACUAUAAUAACGCUAUGAAAUUACAUUGGUGUACUUUGUACUUAGCAAGGAUGCCAUACGUGUUUUGAUUUGGUUUAAUAUGUAAUAUGUUUUAUACCUCUCCAUCUACUGAGCACUGCAGUUAGAUUAAAAGGAGAAAAAAAGUAAAUAUACGAGACAUUCAAAAUGAUGUAAGUUGACUAACUUCAGUUAAUUCUGCACUUCCAUGUAAAUACUUCACAAAGAUAAAGUUAGUUGAUAACUGACUGAAAUUGGAUGAGGAAAAUUUAAACUGAAAAUGAAGGAUAGCUAAGAGAUGGCUGUGAGCUUUCUUUUAAAGGUACUUGAUUUUUUUUAUGUGAAAUACUACUGGUUCUAUAGAAGCAAACUUCCAUUAUUGUUUGAGGUCGAUUAUCUAAUGUGCUGUGGUUUCAUGUUCAACUGAAGUGCUGCUUACGUACGGUGGUGCUGCUUUAGCCACUUCAUUCCUGUUCUGGUCUGCUGUUUUGCUGGUAGAGCUGUUUGUGUGGCUCUGCGUACGAGGAAACAGAAAAAUAACCAGGAGGUGGGGUGGGAGGAGAUUCUUGGUUGGUCAAACUCCCUGAUAGUGGUAGGUGACAGGGGUCAGCACCCUGACAGCAGUCAGGGCUUGGAGGUGGGGGCUUCUAAAGUUGUGUCCCUUUGUAAGUGGAUGUGCAACCACAGGCUCAUUAGUCAGGCACCUUUACUGUUCUUAAUUUGCCUUUUAUGGCCACGUUAACUUACUUUUAAUGACACUACAAUUUUUGAACUCAAAUGUGAAAGUCUUAAUACUUCUGUAUCUCAAAGACCUGUUCUCAUUUUAGUUUGCAAUAUUUAAGGAUAUCAUUGGAUUUAGUUGCUAAUCCCAGUAAGUUUUAAAGAAAUCAGAUGUAAACAUAAUGCUAUGGAAAUAACAUACUAUGUAAUCUAUGUUAAAAAUCAGUCCUAGUAGAAGCUGUAAAGAUUUCUACUAGCAAAAGUUUGUUGUAGUGUAUCUAAUCUAUGUGAAAAGUCACUUUUUGCAAACCUAAAUGAUUCAGAGCAGCUUAAAUUGACUUAAAUUCCUGGAUUAAAAAAAAAAAAAAAAAGCAGAUUGAAGUCAGGACGAGGCUUUAAUAGAACUUGAGCUGUGUGUUAUUAAAACUGUUUGUUCUGAUGAACUUGACCGUAGAUACCGAUCUUCCUGUGCACCACUGAUUGGGUGUUUUGAAUCUUACAAAGUUGCUGUAUGUAAAGCAAAAUACUGGUGACAAGUCCUGAUACUGCAAAUGUACAAGCAAGCAUGCACAUAAUCAGCUGCAAAUUUACUAGGACAAUUGUAAGGAAAGGUUUCUAUCAUACUCUCUCCCCAUUUGGCAUCUCCUGUUUCACCACUUGGCACUGUUCCCUACCUGACCCUAUGUCGGGAACAUAAGUUGUCGCAGGAAAAUGAGAUAGGAACAAAUAGGGUUGAGGAGAAGGAUGCAUGGAGCUUCUCAGUAGGGAUCCAGCAGUCUAGGCCAACCUCUGAGCGAGGUAGGAUGUGACCAGUUCUUGUACUGUGCUUACCAGAGCCAGUACUUCAGGUUUUUGGAAGCGUGUUCUGCCUUGUGGGGAGAUGUAAUGAGCAGGAAAGGAGACUAAUCCUGUUCUUUUUCCUCAGUCUAUCUUGGGGAAACAUCUACCUCUGGUAACUCUACUGACAUGAGAGUAAUGUUAAGGCAUCUGUAAAAGGCUUCAUAGCACAUCAGAGGGUAAAACUCCAUUUGUUUAAGCUCUUUGUAAUUAUACAAACAAAAUUGCUACAGGUAUUAGUGAUGUUUAAUUUUAAAUUAAUAAUCUCAAGUAUUUUCAAGCCUUCAAUAACAUUGGAGUUCUAGUCUCAUAGAUGUCAAGGAAGGCUUUGUUAAUGCCCCUUCUGAUUUAUGGAGAGUUGGCAUAACAGACAAUGGCACACAUUGCAAAUGCAGGUUAGGGUUGUUUUGUUGGAUUGAUUUAUGGCUUCCUUAGUAUGCAUGUGGAGAGGCCCUGGAAUGUUUUCGCACAAGACCAAGAAUUUAAGCGUUUUACUUAUAUUGCUGAUUAUUAAAAUGAAGUUACUACAUCCACUUAGAGUGAAAUGAGAAAAAUAAAUCGUUCUGCAAUGUGUAAAUUUUAUAUAUGCAUAUUUUCUGUCAGUGCUGCUCUACACUUCCUUUAUUGAAGGAAAAUUGUUUACUUUAAGAUAUCUUUUUUCCUUUAUCAAAAGACUUUCCUGUAUGAAAUCAUCAGUCGACGGUGACUUUCAUUUAUUAUGCUAGUUUGCACUUCUGUGCCUUUUGUUUACUUGAAUGUAUUGUGAAUUAUCGAAGGAAUAAAGGCACGUGGAUGAGAAGAGAAUGAGGUCCACAGAUACAGAAGAUGAACUGGUAGUGCACUUAAUACAGGUGUAAUGUUUUCAUUUGGUGGAAGUAUAUUCUGGGUCUACUGUGGUACUUUAGUAUUUUGCAGCUUAGGUGCAAGGUGAGCUUACACAGGAGGGUUGAGUCUGAGACUGCUAAUGUUACAAGGCAAUUCAUUGCUCAAAUACAAACACCCAAAGUGAGUGUGCUACCAAACUCUUGUGUUACCUAAUUUGUGCUUUUAACAGAUGCAUGAAGAUUUUGGAUAUACAUGCCAGUAUUAAGGACUUGUAGAAAUUUAACUAGGGUCCCACUAUGAAUUGCAUGAGGAUUAAUCUCUUAGGACCUUUCCUGCAAACUGAUUGAUCUAAAUACAUGCGAUAAUAUAUUUUUUAACAAGUAAUGUUCUGUUUUACAGAAAUUCUAUAACAUAUGUAGUAAAACUGAGCAUUUGGGACUUGAUUAAAAAAUUAAAAAUUAAACCUUAAUUUUUUUUUAGUGUAUUUACAGUUACAGUGACAGACUGCACAGCAUAUAAUCGCUUAAUGCUGCAGUGGCCAUGAAACUUCUAAAGUUCUUCCAUAUCUUACUAAUGCAUAUACUAUGAUGAAAUACUUUCAAAUUGUUACUUCAGGAUGAUCAAUGGUUGAUUAUGAAUGGCUAAAUUUUAUAUAUAAAUGGUACUGGGGCUCAGUAUAGGGUUUUGAAAAUAUGCUGAUAUCGUUAGCCUUUCAUUCACUACCUCCUAAAUUUUUAACAUCUUUACAAUUUUCUCCUUGGAAGAAAAUGCUUAAAGGCUUGACUGUUUUUAUACAGAUUUUUAUCUUUAGCUAUAUAAAAAAAAAAUCCAGAAGUGAUAGUGAGGUUGCUACGCAUGACUGACAAUAUUAAGCUGCUAUUAAUGUUAAUUUUUGUGUAUUACGCAUCAUAUAUAUGUAAAUUGUAUUUUCAAUCCAGAUUUUAUAAAUUAAUUUAUAAAUAUCCAAAUUAUUUCAAAAAUGGAGUGGAAAACUAAAAUUCCUUUGAGUAGUGUUGCAUGUCGUGUACAUGCAUGGGGGAAGUUGUUCCUUUCUUGCGACUGGGAGGUUUAAGUGCACCUUAAUAGGAAAGAAUAAAUUCUUCAUAGAAUUAAGAUGCAUUUACUUUGAAGUUCUGCUAAGGUACUGGAUAAGUCAAGCCUAACUGUGAAUCUUAUGUUUUUCCACAGCUGAAUUAAAUUUAGGACAAUGUUCUCACAAGCUGUCUUUAACGUGUAUUUUUGUGAAUAUUAUGUAUUUUCUAAUUAAAUUUUCCUUGCAAUGUGAUUUUUACAUGAAUGAACUUGUUUAAAAUGUCAAAUAUCAGUAUUUUUCUUACAACUUCAAUGUAUAAUGUACAUUGGUAUCUCACUGAAUGAAGACUGAUUUUAUGAAAUCAAGCUAGCUGUAGUAGUUGUAUAUUAGUCUUAUAUUUUUACAGACUGGAAUAAUAAACGGAUAUAGAAAU